Molecule: messenger RNA, 3803 nt
Organism: Siniperca chuatsi (mandarin fish)
Lineage: Eukaryota; Metazoa; Chordata; Actinopteri; Centrarchiformes; Sinipercidae
Gene: stk33
Product: serine/threonine kinase 33
Exons: 14
Coding region: 120-1574 (484 amino acids)
Biological process (GO): protein phosphorylation
Molecular function (GO): ATP binding; protein kinase activity
Source: RefSeq, a predicted model, not a curated record
GUUCAUUCAUUGAAUUUUGUCCCUCUUCGCUUUCCCUAGUCACUCGCCGAAAAACUUUUUGUGUGAAGACCAACCGAGACAAGACCAACCUGUUGAAAGAAAAUGAGCUGUUCUAAGAGAUGACACAAGCAGAAGUUUGUGGAUCAGGCUUGAGCAUGGUGUCCCCACGGACCAGCAGGGACACAUUGGAGAGAAAUGUGCCUUCAAUACGUCUGGAGGAUGAUGUUGACCUCAGGGAAAUAUAUGAAUUUGGAAAGAAAUUGGGGCAAGGUAGCUUUGGAGUUGUUUAUGAAGCCACACACAUUGAGACACAGACAAAAUGGGCUAUUAAGGAGGUUUGCAGACCAGCGGCAGGAUGUUCGAAAGUCAAGAUGCUGGGGCAUGAAAUAAACAUUCUCAAACAAGUGAAUCAUGCUCACAUAAUACAUCUCGAGGAAGUCUACGACACAGCUAGGAUGACUUAUUUGGUUACUGAGCUGUGUGUUGGAGGUGAAUUGAAGCAGCUGUUGCAGCGGAAAAAGUUCUUUACAGAGGACGAGACGAGGCAUAUCAUCUGUAGCUUAGCUGACGCUGUUGUCUACCUUCACAAAAGAGACAUAGUGCACCGGGACUUGAAACUUGAGAACAUUCUUGUGAAAAAUUCUCCAGAUGAGGAUGAUAAUAGCAGGAUUAAUAUCAAGGUGACAGACUUUGGAUUAUCGGUGCAGACAGGUGGUGUAGGGAUUGAGAACAUAAUGACGGAGGCGUGUGGGACUCUUAUCUAUAUGGCACCUGAAAUGAUGAGCGGCCGUGGUUACAGCCAGUGGUGUGAUGUGUGGAGCAUAGGAGUCGUUAUGUAUAUGCUGCUGUGUGGGGAGCCUCCGUUUGUGUCCAAAACAAAGGCAAACCUACUUCAGGAGAUUAUGAACAAAGAAAUCAGUUUUACUCAACCCAUCUGGGCCACAGUCAGUGAUACAGCAAAAAAUCUAUUGACUUGCCUUCUGAAGGUGGACCCUGCCUACCGCAUGUCCGCUAAUCAGCUACUAGAAAACCCAUGGAUUACAGGUGACACUAAUGUGCCAGCUAUACCGUCCAAUGUGCUGGAGAUGAUGCGUCAACACCUGGAACAGGAAGAGAGAACACAGACUCUAGAGGACGUGUCCCUCACCUCUUCUGAGGACACACUGAACCCAUCUCCGGUCCCCAGGGCAGAUUCCACAGAAACCGACAGCAACUGCAGGAGCCACGCUAAGCUCAGCCCUGAGACAGACAGCAGCUUCUGCACACCUGCCACAUCCACCAAGCCGACUAAAGAGAGUGGUGGCAGCCUCCAGCAGGACAAGUGCAAAAAUGGCUUUGAAACCCUGGGACUUCCUCAUCCCAUCACCACACAGUCGCAUGCCGGUGUGAAACCCUCCACACAGCUGAGUGCAAAGCAGCGCAGGCCUCGGGACAAAAAGGAUGUCAGUACUGGACAGAAAUCAGCCUCUGACCACAGUAAGGCAGACGACCAGAAACCUUCUACCUCCAUUAAAAGUAGGACUGGCCUACGCAAACCUCCAGCCGGCUCUAAGACCAAUAACCCUUCAGAAUAAAAGUAACUUGGGAAAGAGUGAAAGAGAACACACAAGCGGGUGGGAAAGAGAGUGAGUACCCAAGAGAGAACUUUAUUUGAUAUACACUUUAUUUAAUGUGAUUCUGGUUAUUUUAUGUAAUUCUGUGAUUUAACAGUGAUGUGAAUGAAACUACUGUGAAUGGUUCAACCUAAGAGUAAGUAUUGAGACUAAGCAGUGACAGCAGUGUCAAAUAAAUUGGCGUCAUAUGCAGGCGUGAAAAUAGUACAAGAAGUCCAAGACCACUGUAGCUGAGGAUCCAGCCUCAGCAGUGCCUCGUGCCAAAGGAAAGGGACCUGGAUGGGGCAAAACUGCUGGACAAAUGCUUGCUGUUACACCGCCAACUGUUUGAGAACGUCAAGCAGCCCAACUAGAGACUCACACUUUUUAUAGUGGCCAGCAAACACAGAGAAUUUGUCAGAUAUUAGUGUGGCAUCUGAUUGAAGGCUAUUUAUUAUAAAGCAGCAAUCUACAGUUAGUCGAGGUAAAGAGAGCCACCCAGGAGAUUUGAGCACUGCACAGCUCAUUCCUUAAUAAAACUGUUAUUUAGUAAUUUAUUUACUACCUAGCAGCAUCAUUAUUAAUGUCAUCUCAUUAUUUAUAUACACUGUGAAAAUAAUGCCUUUUCCAUAUAGAAGGUUUUAGUCACUAAUUAAAAAUAAUCUCUUAUGUAAAAAGUGAAUGUUAAUUUAUUACAUUGGGAAAAAAUAAUUAUUGGCUAGAGGUCAACAGGGAUGUAAUAAUCUGGUCAGAGAAUAUUUUCAAAAUCCAAAUAGACAUAUUUUUGAAAAGAAAUGUACAAAUUGAUUCCCACAAAAUUUGACAUUAGCAUUUGCCAGAAAUGUGUGAUUACAACUUGAAGCUAUCUUUAAACCAGUAACAGUAGCCAGGGGAUAUUUCAAAUAUAUAGGGUAUACAGUAUGUGUAUGUGUGUGUGUGUGUGUGUGUGUGUGUGUUUAUAUUCUUUUUAAGAAUAAGACUUAAAAUGUGCCAAAUAUCAUAAAACACAGAACUGUUGCACAGCAAUUUUGCAUAUUUUAUUUUCAAUAAAAUGACUAAAUAUUUUUUUAAAAUGUUUUUAUAAUUACAUAUUAAAUUGUAGAGAAUACUCAUAAAGAGUACAGGAGGUUUUACUGGAUAUCAUUCCACAACACCAAAGUUAGCAAUAGGGAUUUUCUUUUUUCUGUUCUGACCUCUCAAUUCCAAAACGCCCUAUAUGCAGUGACUGCACCCACUCAGUGUCAAAACAGAAAGACUGUCACACAGGCUGGUUACGCUCCAUCUGAAUGCAGAGGAUUGGGACUAAGGGCAGCCACGGGUCUAAUCUCGUUUGGAGGCCAUUGAAAGCAGUAGGAGCUACUUUGAGGGCACUGCCAUUCAAGCACAGGUUUUUCCGCUGUAGAGAGAAUAAUCCCCAGCAUAGAUACAACAUUAAAGUAGCCAAGCAUAACACACAGAGGCUGAAUUUCAAAUCCACCCAUUUGCAUCUUGAAGUGAAUGAGUGCCAACAAUGGGUCUCAUGCAUAGGCUCUGUGUUUUAGUGUGUAUGUGUAAAUGUAGUGUGCAUUUGUUGAAACUGCUUUAAAAAGGUAUUUCUACAUUGAAAGGAAGAGGUAAUUGUCUUAAAAGUGUGGACACAGUAUGUUUAGCGUUAUUAAAAUUCUGUCCAGGUAGACAUACUGAUCUCGGGUGAUGUUUCUUAACCUAGUGAGUAGAUAUGCAAAACAGUUUUUCACUGUCUUUUGUUAGAUUUAUUUUUAAUAAAACAGACAGUUUAUGACAAUGAACAAAUGGCACGUGAAUUCUCUUUGAUUCAAGCUGCUUGCCAAAAAGACUGCAACAUUACCGCAUCAUUAUUGACAUACCGUAUGCCUUUGGUUUACUCAGACUGGUAUAAACAGCAGAUGGAGCUGUAGUAAGUUGCUGAAUUCAUUACCUGGAGUUAAUCUGACAGGAGAGUGCUAUCCCUAAAGCUCACUACCUAGUUUGGUGCAUGAAGAUGUGUAAUUAGAAUUGAUUGCUGAGUCACUGCCCAUUAAAACUGUGAUGUCCAUGUAAUGUGUCACUAAUUAAUAUGUUGUAUGGUUAUGUCUUGAUGGCCCAUUCAUAGUAAAUGGUUAAGACAUGCUUCUUUUUGGGUGAUGUCUUAUUCACAAAAUGUGAUUUUGUUGAUAGAUAAUUUGAGAAAUAAAAAACAAAAACACUCAACAA